GGAGAUGCUGCUGCACACAGCUCAGACCGCCUGCAGCAGCAACAACCGCUCACCGCCACUGCGGCGACUGCAGCGAGGGGGGCUCCCGAGGUUGGUGUGGCCACAGCACGCGUCACGGUCCCCACGGAGCUACUACCCGGCAGACGCCCGCCUGGCUGCAGACGCCCGGUGAACUGCAGAAGCCACUGGGGUUGCAGACACCCGGUGAACUGCAGAAGCCGGUGAAGAGGCGCCCGGAGCGUCUAGGUCUGCAUCAGCCCCGGCUCUGCCCUCUACAGGCUUCCGGCUCGCAGCUCUCAGCCUCGGGCACCAUGGACACCUCCUGCGUCCGCAGCAUGCUCCUGUCCUUGCCCGCGCUGCUGCAGCUGGUAGCCGCCGGCAGCCAGCUGAGGCCGGACACGAUGCCGCGGGGUUGCCCGUCACACUGUCAGUGUGACCUGGAUGGCAGGAUGCUGCUCAAGGUGGACUGCUCGGACCUGGGACUCUCGGAGCUGCCCUCCAACCUCAGCGUCUUCACCUCGUACCUGGACCUCAGUAUGAACAACAUCAGUCAGCUGCCCCCAAGUCUCCUCCACAGCCUCCGCUUCUUAGAAGAGCUACGUCUCGCUGGAAAUGCUUUGACACACAUUCCCAAGGGAGCAUUCGCAGGCCUUCACAGUCUUAAAGUCCUCAUGCUGCAGAACAAUCAGCUGAGACAGGUUCCUUCGGAAGCUCUGCAGAACUUGCGAAGUCUCCAAUCCCUACGUCUGGAUGCCAACCACAUCAGCUACGUGCCACCCAACUGUUUCAGCGGCCUGCACUCCCUGAGGCACCUGUGGCUCGACGACAACGCUCUGACGGAAGUCCCCGUCCAGGCUUUCAGAAGUUUGUCGGCGCUGCAAGCCAUGACCUUGGCCCUGAACAAAAUACACCACAUACCAGACCUGGCCUUUGGAAACCUCUCCAGUCUGGUAGUGCUGCAUCUCCAUAACAAUAGAAUCCACUCCCUGGGAAAGAAAUGCUUUGCCGGACUCCACAGCCUGGAGACUCUAGACUUAAAUUAUAAUAACCUCGAUGAAUUCCCCACUGCAAUCAAGACACUCUCCAACCUUAAAGAACUAGGAUUCCACAGCAACAACAUCAGGUCAAUACCUGAGAAAGCAUUCGUAGGCAACCCUUCUCUUAUCACAAUACAUUUCUAUGACAAUCCCAUCCAAUUUGUUGGAAUAUCUGCUUUUCAACAUUUACCUGAACUAAGAACACUGACUCUGAAUGGAGCCUCGCAAAUUACUGAAUUUCCUGACUUAACCGGAACUGGCAACCUGGAGAGUCUGACUUUAACUGGAGCAAAGAUCUCAUCUCUUCCUCAGACCGUCUGUGAUCAGUUACCGAAUCUCCAAGUGCUAGAUUUGUCUUACAACCUGCUUGAAGACUUACCCAGUUUGUCCGGCUGCCAAAAACUUCAGAAAAUUGACCUGCGACAUAACGAAAUAUAUGAAGUUAAAGGUGGCACUUUUGAGCAGCUAUUUAACCUUCGAUCUCUGAACUUGGCUUGGAAUAAAAUUGCCGUUAUCCACCCCAGCGCAUUCUCUACAUUGCCGUCUCUAAUAAAGCUGGACCUCUCCUCCAACCUCCUGACGUCUUUCCCUGUAACUGGGUUACAUGGUUUAACUCACUUAAAAUUAACAGGAAAUCGUGCCUUACAGAGCCUGAUACCAUCUGCAAACUUCCCAGAGCUCAAGAUUAUUGAAAUGCCUUACGCUUACCAGUGUUGUGCGUUUGGAGCGUGUGAGAAUGUCUAUAAAGGUUCUAAUCAGUGGAGUAAAGGUGGUAACAGCAGUGUGGAUGACCUUCCUAAGAAAGAUGCUGGGCUGUUGCAAGUUCCAGAUGAGCGGGACCUUGAAGAUUUCCUCCUUGACUUCGAAGAAGACCUGAAAGCUCUUCCUUCCGUGCAGUGUUCCCCUUCUCCAGGUCCCUUCAAGCCCUGUGACCAUCUGUUUGGGAGCUGGCUGAUCAGAAUCGGAGUGUGGACCAUAGCAGUGCUGGCGCUUUCCUGUAAUGCCUUGGUGACGUCAGCAGUGUUCAGAACCACUCUGUACAUCUCCUCCAUAAAACUGUUAAUCGGGGUGAUUGCGGUGGUGAACAUGCUCAUGGGGGUCUCCAGUGCUGUACUGGCUGUGGUGGAUACGUUCACUUUUGGUAGUUUUGCCCAACACGGCGCGUGGUGGGAAGAUGGAAUUGGUUGCCAAAUCGUUGGCUUCUUAUCCAUUUUUGCUUCAGAAUCGUCCGUUUUCCUGCUCACUCUGGCAGCCCUGGAACGUGGUUUUUCUGUCAAAUGUGCUUCAAAGUUUGAAAUGAAAACACCCCUGUCUAGCCUAAAGGUGAUCAUUUUACUGUGUGUCCUGUUGGCCCUGACCAUCGCCACCGUCCCCUUGCUGGGUGGCAGUACGUACAAUGCCUCGCCGCUCUGCCUGCCCUUGCCGUUCGGGGAGCCCAGCACCACGGGCUACAUGGUGGCUCUCGUCUUGCUCAACUCCCUCUGUUUCCUCAUAAUGACCAUUGCCUAUACCAAGCUCUACUGCAAUUUGGAGAAAGGAGACCUGGAGAAUCUCUGGGACUGUUCUAUGGUAAAACACAUUGCCCUGCUGCUCUUCACCGACUGUGUCCUUUACUGCCCCGUGGCUUUCUUAUCCUUCUCCUCUUUGCUAAACCUCACAUUUAUCAGUCCGGAGGUAAUUAAGUUUAUCCUUCUAGUGAUCAUCCCGCUUCCUGCCUGCCUCAAUCCCCUUCUCUACAUCGUCUUCAACCCCCAUUUUAAGGAGGAUAUGGGCAGCCUAGGAAAGCAAACCCAUUUCUGGACGAGAUCAAAGCACCCAAGUCUGCUGUCCAUUAACUCCGACGACGUUGAAAAACGGUCAUGUGACUCAACCCAAGCCUUGGUAGCCUUUACGCAUGCCAGCAUAGCCUAUGACUUGCCUUCCGAUUCUGGGUCGUCGCCAGCUUACCCAAUGACGGAAAGCUGUCAUCUUUCCUCAGUAGCCUUUGUCCCGUGCCUCUAGGUAAUAUGGGAGAGGAUUGUUUUCCAGAGUGGCAAAGCUGCAAGAAGAUUUAUAUCAGAACACUAGCUAAGAAGAGUUGAGCUGAAACCCGGCUUACAACACAAGUAGACGUCUAUAAGUUAGUAUGGAAAAGCUAAUCACCUUAACUGAUACUGGAGAGUGAGGUAUAAGUCUAAACACUGCUUGUAUAAUUUGUUCAGCUAUUCGUCACGUUACUUAGAUGAGCCUAGAUCUGAAAAGCAGACGAAAUGCUCUUCAAAGAAACAAAGUCUCUAGUUGCCAUUGCAUUCUCUCCACACCCACCAGCAUAAACCACUGGGGGUGGGGCCACUGGUAGUGGGGGGAUUCGUGGAGUGAUGUAAUGGGUAUGUUUAAAUUGACAAAUUCCUUAGGAGAAGGUUAACAUUAUAAGGCAAUAUAUGGAUUUUUUUUUAAAUGGGCUACAUUGUCCACAGGGUUUUAUUUUAAUGACCACGUGAAGAUGUGUUUGUCCUUUGGUCAGAAAAGGUCCUUCCUAGACACCAGUCUCCUGGAUGAAUAAUGUGAGACAUUUUUAAUUCAUUCAUACAUCAAUUUAAGAUACUGGGUUUUAUAAGUAAGCACACAGUGCAUCUUCCCCUGAUAAAACUGGUGACAAGUAUUUUGAAAGGAAAAUUAAAUUUUUCCUAAAGCAGUUAUGUAUAGGUAGAAAUUUGACUUAUCUGAUUCAUUUUUAAAUCUCCAGUAUCCAAAGCUCAGAAAGUUCAUUGCCCACAGUGGGCCUACCUAGUAAGCGAUUGUGGGAUUUGUCUUUGUUUCUGAGUGGGAGCAUGCUUUGGGGAAGAUGUUUUAUCAUUGCCUCAGAUAGUUGUGCAUUGUAAGACACUCAGAGGCAGGCAGGACAUAUGUCCAUAAGGCCACUGAGUAGUAGCUCAGGCAACAGUGCCUCCUGACUCUUGGGACUCAACAGAAACUGGGCAAGGUAUUUCUCUUUCUACUUAGUUUGGUUUAAUCUGUCCUUUUUGGAUCAACCAUCGGAUAUAAAGAACAUGACUCCUCUGUUUCUUCCAUAUUAACAUGGGUGUUAGAUGUUUUAAUCCAAAUUAUUAAAUUCGAAAAGUGGAAGGGUUUAUUCUUAACUUCUGUGAUCCUACAUUUCGCUUCAUUGCACCCAAACCAAAAGGCUGUUAGGUAGAUUUAUUUUUAUAUAAGCAUGUUUUAUUUUGAUCAGAUGUUUUAAUGUGGAAUUUUUAAAAAAAUACAUUUAUGAGAUGUUUUAUGAGAUGUGUACAUAUAGAAUUGUAUUUAUUACUACAGCAAAGAUGCAGUGACAUUGAAGAACAUGAUAAUAAACCAUGUACAGUGACAUAUUCUUCCAAAUAUAUUGUUUCUCUGCCCAUUUCCUUUAAAGGCAUUAAUUGUAUAUAAUAUGUGUAAAUACAUAUUGCUUGUAAAUAGACUCAAAAUUUGCUUUU
This is a messenger RNA of Arvicola amphibius (Eurasian water vole), 4492 nucleotides long. RefSeq names its product leucine rich repeat containing G protein-coupled receptor 5 (gene Lgr5). NCBI's taxonomy places the organism in Eukaryota, Metazoa, Chordata, Mammalia, Rodentia, Cricetidae. The record is from RefSeq and is a predicted model, not a curated record. Gene Ontology annotation, molecular function: G protein-coupled receptor activity; protein-hormone receptor activity; protein binding. The transcript has 18 exons. The coding region runs from base 312 to 3038 and encodes 908 amino acids. Gene Ontology annotation, biological process: G protein-coupled receptor signaling pathway. Gene Ontology annotation, cellular component: membrane.